Messenger RNA from Choloepus didactylus (southern two-toed sloth), 1121 nucleotides. Its product is annotated as ADP/ATP translocase 3-like. NCBI's taxonomy places the organism in Eukaryota, Metazoa, Chordata, Mammalia, Pilosa, Megalonychidae. Gene Ontology annotation, molecular function: ATP:ADP antiporter activity. The transcript has a single exon. Gene Ontology annotation, biological process: mitochondrial ATP transmembrane transport; mitochondrial ADP transmembrane transport. Bases 1 to 897 code for a protein of 298 amino acids. Gene Ontology annotation, cellular component: mitochondrial inner membrane. The record is from RefSeq and is a predicted model, not a curated record.
AUGACGGAACAGGCCAUUUCCUUCGCCAAGGACUUCCUGGCUGGCGGCGUUGCUGCCGCCAUCUCCAAGACGGCCGUGGCCCCCAUCGAGUGGGUCAAGCUGCUGCUGCAAGUACAGCAUGCCAGUAAACAGAUCACCGCUGACAAACAGUACAAAGGCAUCGUGGACUGUAUAGUCCGCAUUCCCAAGGAGCAGGGCGUUCUCUCCUACUGGAGGGGUAACUUGGCCAAUGUCAUCUGCUACUUCCCCACCCAAGCCCUCAACUUUGCCUUUAAGGAUAAGUAUAAGCAGAUGUUUCUGGGCGGUGUAGACAAGCACACACAGUUUUGGAGGUAUUUUGCUGGCAACCUGGCCUCCGGUGGGGCAGCUGGAGCCACAUCUCUCUGCUUGGUCUAUCCACUGGAUUUUGCUAGAACCCGUUUGGCGGCUGAUGUUGGGAAAUCUGGUGCAGAAAGAGAAUUCAAAGGCUUGGGAGACUGUCUCGUGAAAAUCACAAAGUCUGAUGGCAUACGGGGCCUGUACCAGGGCUUCAAUGUUUCUGUGCAAGGCAUCAUCAUCUACAGGGCAGCCUAUUUUGGCAUGUAUGAUACGGCCAAAGGUAUGCUCCCCGACCCCAGGAACACACACAUCGUGGUGAGCUGGAUGAUUGCUCAGACUGUGACAGCUGUGGCUGGUGUGGUCUCCUACCCCUUUGACACUGUGAGGUGGCGGAUGAUGAUGCAGUCUGGGCGCAAAGGAGCUGACAUCAUGUAUAGCAGGACUGUCGAUUGCUGGAGGAAGAUUUUCAGAGAUGAAGGUGGCAAAGCCUUCUUCAAGGGUGCAUGGUCCAAUGUUCUCAGAGGCCUGGGUGGAGCCUUUGUGCUGGUCCUAUACGACGAAUUCAAGAAAGUCAUCUAAGUGUGUCUGUCUUCCUAGAAAUGGGAACAAGAGAAUCAUGUAGAAUCCUUACUUAACCAUUAUGGACCAUUGACCUUCAAGAAAUUCCUAUUGUUUUUACCCAAGCAGAUCAAGUCUGUAGAGGGCUAGGGAAAGCUCUAGAAAAGGGGAUCAUCGUGAUCACAUUUGACCAUUGGCACUGCUGAUUCCAUGUAUUGAUUAUUGGGGGGAGGGGAAUCAUGACC